Molecule: messenger RNA, 543 nt
Organism: Neopsephotus bourkii (Bourke's parrot)
Lineage: Eukaryota; Metazoa; Chordata; Aves; Psittaciformes; Psittacidae
Gene: TOMM6
Product: translocase of outer mitochondrial membrane 6
Exons: 3
Coding region: 13-222 (69 amino acids)
Cellular component (GO): mitochondrial outer membrane translocase complex
Source: RefSeq, a predicted model, not a curated record
GCAGGCGGCAGCAUGGCGGCGGCGGCGGCGGGGGCAGCGGGCGGGCCGGGCGCUGCCCCGCAGGGGUUGGGCGGGUGGCUGCGCAGCGUGUACCGGUUCGCCACCGACCGCAACGACUUCCGCAGGAACCUGCUGGUGAACCUGGGGCUGUUCGCCGCUGGAGUCUGGGUCGCCCGGAACCUGACGGACAUCGACCUGAUGGCCCCGCAGCCCGUCCCGUAGCGGGAGGAAGAGCCACCGGGAAGCGCCCACCGGGACCAGGAGCAGGGUUCGGCCGUUCCACCUUGCGAUGCCUUCGCCUGCAGGAGCAGGUCCCGUCCUCAUCCCGUCCUCCUCCUCCUCAGCGCUGCUGCUCACACCUCAGCCCCGCCACGCCUGGAGCAGUGACAAAGGGGGGGAAAGCUUUUAGAUGCCAGAGGGAAGGUGGAUUCCUCGUGCGAGGCUCACCAGUGGUGUCUUCAGGGAUGUGAAGCCAUCACGUGUGGGAUUUUAUUCUGUACCCCCGUCGAGAUGGUUAUUAAAGUCUGUACAAUAAUGACACGA